CAACACUCGGAAUAAGAGUCAUAGCAGCGGGAAAGACACCAUCCGGGCCUCAACACUCGUAAUAAGAGUCAUAGGAGCGGGAUAGAUACCAUCCGGGCCUCAACACUCGGAAUAAGAGUCAUAGGAGCGGGAAAGACACCAUCCGGGCCUCAACACUCGGAAUAAGAGUCAUAGGAGCGGGAAAAACACCAUCCGGGCCUCAACACUCGGAAUAAGAGUCAUGGGAGCGGGAAAGAUACCAUCCGGGACUCAACACUCGGAAUAAGAGUCAUAGGAGCAGGAAAGACACCAUCCGGGCCUCAACACUCGGAAUAAGAGUCAUAGGAGCGGGAAAAACACCAUCCGGGCCUCAACACUCGGAAUAAGAGUCAUAGGAGCGGGAAAAACACCAUCCGGGCCUCAACAUUCGGAAUAAGAGUCAUAGGAGCGGGAAAGACACCAUCCGGUCCUCAACACUGAAGCUCUUCAUUGCGUUCAUUCUGGAGAUCAGAUCUUUUAGAACUGUUUUAGAUGAAACAAACUCCCGAUGGUUUUCAGUUACAUAAAAGCCAAUGUUUUCUUUACCAAAUCUGGCCCUUAUUAAAGAAAAAGGCUACUGCAAUAGCUGAUCAAGAACAACAAAUUCAAAAAGAAAAAAAAUUAGUCCCUAGAAAGAAUAAAAUAUUGUUUAUAAUUGAUAAAUUCAAAUGCAAGUGUGUGCCAAUUUCCAGUUGCAGUUACAGGAAUAUAGGGUCUUCGAAGUGACGUCAUCGUAAUGACCUAUACGGACACCCUUUAAAAAUUUUUUUUGUCAAAAACAUGGCCACAAAAAAUUUCUGGUGAAAUCUUGAUUAUGUAUGCAUGGAUCAAUCUCUAAGCGGUUGAAAUGCGUCAAAGUCUGUUUAAGAGUAAAGCUGGGGUCCAAAUAUUUAACAUUUACACCAUCCAAUUACUCCCACCCCCGCCACCCGACUCCGCUCCGCCACAGUGAGAGAAUGCUUCCCGAUAAAGGAGUGAGAGAAUGUUAACCUUAUUAUAGCAAUUUCUAUACUCUGCUUGCGUUUAAUAACCGUUUAUUGUCGGUGAUCUUGUGUCAGAUAUUUCAUGAUACAUUUGACUGAAAUCUGUAUUCUUCAGUGUGCUGUUGUUUUGCUCUUGAGAAGGCUAAUGAAGUCGUUUGAGGCAAAAAAAGGAAAAAUUGAAUUGUUCUCCACCUUUGCCUUUUCAGCUGCAAGACUCAGUAUUUGAAUGUAGUUAAAAUGAAAUUACGAUAUUUAUCCAUAAACACUAGCUUCAGUUUAGGAUUCGAGGUACAAAACAAUAAACAGUGUUUACGUGCUAUUGCCGUAGACGUCAUCAAAGAGGUUCGGCUACAAAUGAGGGUAACGCAACAUUCUGGGAAAUCGUAUUCAGGGAACGACAAGCAAAUAUACUUUGUUCGGCUGUGUUCGAAAAAGGUUUGCUUUCCUGUUCAUUGGUGAAGUUAUUCCAAAGAAAAGUGCUAUGGAUAUGAAAGGAAAGCCGACCAACAUCUAUCUUUUUAACUGCGAUAAUACUUGUAGUUUAGAUCCGAUAGAAUCCUUACUACUAACUGUGCAAAACGAUGCGAAGAUGCGGUUUGCAGUGGACAAGCGCAAUUUUCGGCUGCGUGAAAUGUCAGAGAUGUGCGAGACACUUAUUCCCGGACUACAAAUGGAUUUUGCUAUUUUUGCUGUCAAUGCCCAUGAAUCACGGCUCUCAAUCAACGAAGACAACGCUGGAAUUGGUUAUGCAAAUAUCUACAGAGCGUUACAAGAAGCGACUGGAGGUAAGGUUUUGAUAGUCAUCGGUGAAGACAACAACUACAAAGAUUCAGACGAGAAAGACAGAUCUGUGAUCUCGCGUUGGUCACGGGGAAAAGUGGCUUCGCAAUUCGGGGAGGAAUAUCUAGACGGAAGACAGAGCUUCAUCUUUUCCUGGAACAAGAAACACAGGGAAAUCCAUGAGCAAGCAUUGCUGCAUUACUUUGAUCCAAGCAAAACAGGAAAGAAGUUUGAAUACCAACCGAAACCAAAGCCACAACCAGAGCAACGACUAGAGCUAACAUCAGAGCCACUAUCAAGGAUGGAGAUAUCGCUUGGAGAUAGCAGAGAAAUGCUUCUGCCGAAAGACAUUGCAAAGCAAGAAAAACCCUUUAUUGAGCAGACGGAGGUUGCAGUCGAGAGACGUCAACAGGAAAAAAAAGAAGAGAAGGGGUCAACAGUGAAGAACGAGACAGCCAUGGGUCAGGAUUACCCGGCAGGCACUGUGCUCCUGGAGACGCGUUUGGUUAACGGCGAGAUUUCAUACCAAAAGCGGCACAUUGUAAAACGACAAGAUGAUUGGCAGCCUUCUGAAACUCAAGUAUCAAAUCUAAGAGACUCGUACCGGCUAAUUGGAAAUGUUUCGGUGCGGUUUGAGGCUACAGGCAAUAAUGGUGGGAUUCAUUAUAGGGUAUUUAAUACAACUUGGUGGCGCAAAUGCCUUGAUUGCUUCAAGGAUUGUUUCCCUUGCUUAUGCCCACCUUUCUCUUGCAAAUGCCCACUAAGCUCUUGCAUUUGCAAACAUAUUGAUAUUGCAGCUAUGAGCCAGGAUUACCCGACAGGCACUGUGCUCCUGGAGACGCGUUUGGUUUAUGGCGAGAUUUCAUACAAAAAGUGGCACAUUGUAAAACGACUAGUUGAAUGGCAGCCUUCUGAAGAUCAAAUAUCGAAUCUGAGAGACUCGCACCGGUUAAUUGGAAAUUUUUCGGUGCGGUUUGUGGCUGCAGACAAUAAUGGUGGGAUUAUGUAUAAAGUAUUUAAUACACCUCGGUGGCGCAAAUGCCUUGAUUGCUUUAAGAUGUGUUUCCCAUGCUUAUGCCUACCUUGCCCUUGCAAAUGCUAAUGUGGCUUUUGUAAGCGCUUACGUUGCUUGAGAAGUUUCUGUUGUUGCUGUUAUUGCGAUGAAGAUUACUGAAGGAGUUUCAAGCCUUCCCUAUAUCACAAAAUAAAGAAAUUAGCCACAGUUUGCCUGAGAUAUUUAACUUUCCAAAACAUUUGAGCUCCUCUUCCCCUUUCUCUCCUCCUCCCCCCCCCCAAAAAAAAGAAUUAAUUUUCGCUAAAAGGUAUUUGAUAUCAUCAAUAAAUGUGAUUUCAAUAGCCGUAAUGCUACCUAGCUCGGGCCUCGAUGAUUAAAUAAAUUGGGGUUUAUUUGUAAAUACUUCUCAUCACGUUAACCCAUGAAAACUGUGAAAAGCUCCGGCAGAAUGGGCUAUUAGGCCUGCAAGCUGCAAGGACAAUGUCCUUUGAUAUUUCAAUGCUGUACCUUUUUUACGUUAUAAACACAUUUUACGUGAACUUGCGAAAGUAAUUGGUUGUUUAGUUUUUAUAGUACAAAAACAAUUCUUUCAGAAUUAGAAAAUAUGUUUUUUUGUUGUGAAGUUAAAGUGAUCAUGAGCAAUUACUUUCUUUACGAGUAGGAUACGGAAGUUCCACUGUAACUCUAUAUAUCUAGUAAAUAUAACUGCACUGGAUUUUAGAUUGGGUUAAAAAGUCAUAUUGCCUGUAGUUUAAUUUAAGAAGUUACUGAAUGACUGUUUCCAACAUUAAAUAUUCUAUCGGUUAUUUAAA
Stylophora pistillata is the source of this 3608-nucleotide messenger RNA. RefSeq lists its product as uncharacterized. NCBI's taxonomy places the organism in Eukaryota, Metazoa, Cnidaria, Anthozoa, Scleractinia, Pocilloporidae. The record is from RefSeq and is a predicted model, not a curated record.